GUUAAUCAACCAGAGAACGUUUGCUUAAAAAAGCAAGCGACACCGCAAUAUUAACAACAUGGCGUGGUGUUAAUUCCUAAAUGAAGAUAAACCAUAUGUUUUCUCUUUCAAUAUACAAAGAAUGGGUGGUCCUUCUGGUAUUCGUUGUAAACUAAUUAGCACAUUCAAAUUCGGAAGACUUUAACUGGUACACCUGAGAUAACUUGCAGAGGAAAACAUUAACUUAUGUCCGCAAUAGUGGCUAUAAAACAUGGCCUCUACAUCUGACUUGGACAAACCCUCAGUUUCUAAUGUGGAAGAAAAAAGAAGCCGCAUGUGCAGUGAGUUUGCGGGCAUAACAGGAAGUGAUAGCGCGGUGUCUCAGUGCUACCUGGUGGACAAUGAUUGGGAGAUGGAGAAAGCUUUGAACUCAUUCUUUGAGUCUGAUUUGGAGAAAGUAUUUGAAGAAGAUUUGUCAGACAGUGAGAGCGGCUCCAAAUCAACGGGACAGAAAAUGGAGGGGAAACCUCCAGUAGAAUGUAUAGAUUUGACUGGAGAUAGUCCUGUCUCAAAACGCAAACCACCAGAAGAAGAAGAUGAUGAUAAACUGUCUCUGAUCUCCUGGAACGUGGAUGGACUUGAUACAGACAACCUUGGAGAACGGGCCAGAGGCUUGUGCUCCAACUUAGCCUUAUACACUCCUGACGUGGUGUUCCUUCAAGAGCUCAUUCCACCUUACGUCCAGUAUUUGAAGAAGCGGGCUGUCAGUUAUUUAUUCAUUGAAGGUGGUGAGGAGGGUUACUUCACUGGGAUGAUGCUGAAAAAGUCAAGAGUCAAAUUUGUGGAGAGCGAGAUAGUUACUUUCCCCACUACUCAAAUGAUGAGGAAUCUGCUUGUAGCUCAGGUGACUUUUAAAGGACAGAAGCUGUGCCUGAUGACUUCCCACCUGGAGAGUUGUAAAGGGCAAGCAGCGGAGCGGAUGAAACAGCUGCGGGUUGCUAUGCAGAGGAUGAGAGAGGCACCUAACGACGUCACCGUCCUGUUUGGAGGGGACACAAACCUGAGGGACACUGAGGUUGCUAAGGUGGGUCUUCCCCCCCAGGUCAGCGAUGUGUGGGAGCGACUGGGAAAGCAGGAGCACUGCCGUUACACAUGGGACACCAAAGCCAAUAGCAACAAGACUGUUCCUUACAUCAGUCGUUGUCGCUUCGACCGUGUCUACAUCCGCCCGGCUGCCAAGGACGGCAUCCCAUGCCUGGCCCCCGACCACAUGGACUUGUUGGGUCAGGAUAAGCUGGACUGUGGACGCUACACUAGUGAUCACUGGGGGAUCUACUGUAGCUUUGCCGCUUUGUAAAAUAACAAAAAAAACAACCUGAAACGUUUCCUUUAAAGUUCAAGAUAAGCUGUUGUGUUGAGGCCUUUGUUAGUGCUGGCAUUAGAAAACAAACACUUUCUUUAUGAAGAAUUAUCUGACCUCAUCUGAAGGUUGGUUACCUGUACGUUUUAGAUCCUGAUUGAGUUUUAUCCUCAAAAUGUUCUUUUAUUGGGCUAACCCACAAAGCGUUUUUUGUUGUAUAAUUGCUAAGUGAAUCUAAGAAAAUACCAAUAAAUGUUAAAAUAUCAAA
Eleginops maclovinus (Patagonian blennie) is the source of this 1607-nucleotide messenger RNA. RefSeq names its product tyrosyl-DNA phosphodiesterase 2b (gene tdp2b). NCBI's taxonomy places the organism in Eukaryota, Metazoa, Chordata, Actinopteri, Perciformes, Eleginopidae. Gene Ontology annotation, biological process: double-strand break repair. The record is from RefSeq and is a predicted model, not a curated record. Bases 251 to 1336 code for a protein of 361 amino acids. Gene Ontology annotation, molecular function: single-stranded DNA binding; 5'-tyrosyl-DNA phosphodiesterase activity; protein binding. The transcript is spliced from 7 exons. Gene Ontology annotation, cellular component: PML body; cytoplasm.